Molecule: messenger RNA, 2725 nt
Organism: Ctenocephalides felis (cat flea)
Lineage: Eukaryota; Metazoa; Arthropoda; Insecta; Siphonaptera; Pulicidae
Gene: osy
Product: ABC transporter G family member 23
Exons: 16
Coding region: 205-2559 (784 amino acids)
Cellular component (GO): membrane
Molecular function (GO): ATP hydrolysis activity; ATP binding; ABC-type transporter activity
Source: RefSeq, a predicted model, not a curated record
UGAAAAUAAUUUAAAUAACAUUUUGUGUUUUAAUAACGUGAACAAACAACUAACUUCUGCUUACGACAAUGUAUUAACAUGAGUUUUUUCGAUCGUUUGUUUUUCUUAAUGUUUAUAUUGUGAUAAAGCAAAAGAAUUAAUAAGUGCGAAAAAAUUGUGUAAAGGUGAUACUAUAAUUUUAACAAAAAAUUAAGUUAAAGGAUCAUGAUGGAAGCCGAAUCGGAACCUCUGCCUCCUUUGCCCCAAGUAAAAGACAGCGACCUUGCCUUAAGACGAAGGCAACUAAAAUCGCAACAAAGUACAGUUGCCAGUAGAAAACAACAUGCAGUAUGCGUGCGAGGAGCUCACAAACAAUAUGGAUCAAGUAAAAAUCCUAAUAUUAUUUUGGAUGGACUUAACAUGACAGUGCCGAAAGGAUCCAUUUAUGGUUUACUGGGUGCAUCAGGCUGUGGAAAGACUACCUUGCUCUCUUGUAUUGUAGGACGUCGACGACUUAAUCAGGGUGAGAUAUGGGUUUUGGGCGGAACGCCCGGAUCACGAGGCAGCGGUGUGCCUGGUCCACGAAUUGGUUACAUGCCACAGGAAAUUGCUCUCUACGGUGAGUUUUCGAUUAGAGAGACAAUGAUAUAUUUCGGGUGGAUAUCUGGUAUGUCUACAAGUGAAGUGGAUGCUAGAAUAGAUUUUCUAUUAGAUCUUCUACAGUUACCUGCCGGAGGAAGAAUGGUUAAAAGUUUGAGCGGUGGGCAACAACGACGUGUAUCAUUGGCAGCAGCUUUGUUGCACCAGCCUGAGCUGCUCAUCCUGGACGAACCAACUGUUGGAGUCGACCCGGUCUUGAGACAAAGUAUAUGGGACCACAUGGUUGACAUAACUCAAGGAGGAAAAACCACUGUUAUCAUAACAACACAUUACAUUGAAGAAACGCGGCAAGCUCAUAUGAUCGGUUUGAUGCGAGGAGGAAAAUUUUUAGCUGAAGAAUCGCCGGCUCAUUUGAUGCAACAAUAUCGUACUGAAACCUUAGAAGCAGUAUUUUUGAAAUUAUCUGUCUUGCAGAACAUGGGAAAACGUAGGCGUUCUAGCAUUCUGCAACAAGUAACUGAACGCAUUGAAAUACCUCACGCUGCCACGGAUCCAGCAAUAGAGAUCGAUGAUGAAGAAGUAGGCGAAAUAUCUGGAGAAUUUGGAGACAACAUUUCAAUGAGUAGUCGUGGUGGCGUUCGUGGUUCGCGAGGAGUUGUCGUUCCUGGUGUAAGUGUUGGUGUUCCUCCUCCUUUGCCACCAGAAGAAACACCGCUUGAAUCGAAUUGCUGGGAUCGUGCGAAGCUUUUGCAAACGCAUCAUAUGAAGGCGCUUAUAUGGAAAAACUUCUUAUGGAUGUGGCGUAACGUAGGCGUGAUGGCUUUUAUAAUUGGUUUACCGGUUGCCCAAAUUGUUCUAUUCUGUUUAUCUAUCGGACAUGAUCCUGUAGGAUUACGUAUGGCUGUUGCUAAUAGUGAACUGAAUACAACUAUGUGGAGUGACGAACCACGGACAGAUCUUGCCGCGUGUCCUAUUACACGUGGUUGUAAUCAGACCCUACUAAGUUGCCGAUAUUUAAAUCACCUCAGAGAUCGAAAGGCUGAAUUGGAAUUCUAUGCCGAUGAAGAAUUAGCUUUGGAAGCAGUGCGUCGAGGCAAAGUUUGGGGAUCCAUCGUUUUUGCGCACAAUUAUACAGAAUCUCUGGUUCAACGAAUGGAACAAGGAAGAAACGCCCCAGAUGAAAUAUUAGCGGCUGCCGACAUUGAUGUCACUAUGGAUAUGUCCAAUCAACAAAUCGGAACACUUCUAUAUCGUGAUAUACAAUAUGCAUUCGGCGAUUUUAUAAAGCAGCUUCUAAAAGAUUGCGAUAUUGAUCCUAAUGUUGGAAACAUUCCACUGCAGUUCCGUAAUCCAGUUUUUGGCGAUCAGAUUCCAAACUUCACAGAUUUUGCAGCACCAGGAGUUAUUUUAACUAUUAUAUUUUUCUUAUCCGUUGCGCUUACCUCAGGAGCAAUGUUGCUAGAACGAAAUGAAGGUUUACUGGAACGUUCGCUGGUAUCAGGAAUAACAGGUGUUGAAAUUUUAUUUUCCCAUGUCACAACACAAUUUUUGGUCAUGUGCGGUCAAACAGCAUUAGUGCUUAUUUUCAGUUUUGCAGUAUUCGGUUUAAGUCUCAAAGGCUCCGUAACUUGGAUAACUAUUCUGACUAUUCUUACAGGCUUAUGUGGAAUGUGCUUUGGCUUUGUUGUUUCGUGUUCUUGUGAAAAUGAACGUAGUGCAACAUACAUGGCUAUGGGCAGCUUCUUGCCUAUUGUAAUGCUGUGUGGUAUAAUUUGGCCAAUUGAAGGCAUGCAUCAAGUACUUAGAUAUAUAUCAUACAUCUUGCCACUAACUAAAUCAACAGAAAGUUUACGAAGUAUGUUACAAAGAGGUUGGAGCAUACACCGGCCUCAAGUAUAUUAUGGAUUUUUGUCAACAUUUGGCUGGUGUGUCGUCUUCCUAACAGUUAGUAUAUUACUUCUGAAGUUUAAGAAAGGUUAGGUUAGUUUUAAACAUGUAUUUUUUAUAUUCUUUGUAUUGUGCACUAAGUAUCUAUGUUAUUUUUUAUUGUUAUCAUAAGAUGUCCAAAUCUAGUAUAAUGUAAGAGGUUUAGUUAAUUUUAAAUUAUUGUGAAAAUAAUUAGUUAUAUAAUGGACAAUUGAAAUUU